Molecule: messenger RNA, 1361 nt
Organism: Morus notabilis
Lineage: Eukaryota; Viridiplantae; Streptophyta; Magnoliopsida; Rosales; Moraceae
Exons: 3
Coding region: 87-1109 (340 amino acids)
Source: RefSeq, a predicted model, not a curated record
UCUCUCUCUCUCUCUCUCUCUCUCCCUCUCUCUCAUCAGUUCUCAGAGUUCUUAGUGUUUCCGAAACUUUCUUAAUUCAGAUUUCAAUGGAGACUCCAUCGUCCACGAUAAGGGUCACAAGAUCUCAGACUUUGACCGGUCUCAACAACAAUAUUCCCUUCUCAAAUUCCGAAAAGGGUCUUUCGAAUUCGAGGCAAAGAAGGGCGAAGCCGCAACAAGACCGGUCUGCGCUGAUCGACAUCACGAACGAUUCUCCAAUCGUCGGUCUCGCGACGGGCGGGGCCUUGGAAACCCCGUCGUCGUCGAUGGCGAAGCAACGGAGCAGCCGGGCGAAGAAAACUCCGGGGUCCGGAGAGGCCUUGCUGAGAGGUCAGGUGAAGACCCUUUUGCAGAAGGUGGAAGAAGAGGCCGAGCUCUCAAAGAUCUCGCUCGAUAGCCGCCCUUUUCUUCGCGUUAAGGGCGUUGCGAACUCUCCCGCCGGGCUUCUUGCCCCGACCCCGGCGAACACCCCUCAAGUCUUGAAUCCUUCCGGUGGGAAUGAAAACAAUGGUUUGUCCUCUGAGGCUCCUUCUCCGCUUGUUGAAGAACAAUUAAUUUCUCAGGUGAUUGAUGAGGAGGAAGAGAGUCUUGAAUUGCAAAAGAGCAUAAUCACCCGGUCUUUACUCCUAGAUUUCUCUGAGAAAUCUGAUAGCUGUGACUCAUCAGAAUGUUCCUCCGUGCUGACCAAAUCCAAAGAAAAGUCGACCCCGGACGAUGAUAAUUCAUCUGUCUGGUCUGUUCAGGUAAAUGCCAGUACACUCGGCGAAGAGGACGAAGAAGAAGAAAUCGAAGAUGAAGAAGAUUAUUAUGUUGAAGAAGAAGGUGAUGAAGUUGAAGAAGAGGGGAAUGAUGAGAUGGUUGAUGAGCUGUGUCAAUUUCUAAGCAAGAUUAGCAUGAAUGAGAAGCCACUUCCCAAGUUUGAAGGGAAGCACACAAGGUUUGUGUACAACAGUGAUGAUGAGAUUAUUGAAGAAGAAAACGAGGCUUGUUCACCGAGCGUCCUGCGUUUGAAUGGCUUGCCAACACCGAAAGGGAAGCACCUGCGCUUUCUUGAGGAAGAACAUGAGUGAUGAAAAGAAGAGGGAAUGGAUCUUUGAUGAUGAAAAGAAGAGGGAAUGGAUCUUUGCUCUUGUACUGCGAUACAUAUUGGUUCAGAUUGUUUGGGGAGUUUAUUUUGUUGUUUGUUUGUCAUUUUCUCGGUGAUUCUUUCGUUUUUGGGGUUUUAGACUUAGAAAUGAUGGAAAGAAUUGGAUGCCACAAAUUGUGGUUGAAUUGGUGUUGGAAAAUAAUACAUUUGAUUCAAUGAAUUUUUACUUCAAUUA